Molecule: messenger RNA, 1699 nt
Organism: Diatraea saccharalis (sugarcane borer)
Lineage: Eukaryota; Metazoa; Arthropoda; Insecta; Lepidoptera; Crambidae
Source: the annotation of a GenBank genome assembly
AGUGACCACCAAACUUUACAAUAACGCGAACGCGUCUGCCGCAAUGGCCCGUACUUUAUUACUCCUGUCAUGCUUUCUCUCCAUUGUUUAUACCGCGUACAGUUACAGAAUUCUCGGUGUAUUUCCAUCUCUAGAUCGCAAUAACUACUUGACAUACAGAGGACUAUUCAAAGAGUUGGCGAAUCGGAACCAUGAAGUUACUCUGAUCAGUCACUUUUCUCUACCAAACGCUCCAGCAACAUACAAAGAGAUAUUACUGAGUGAUAAUCCAUUAGUGUUUAAAGGUUUGUCUUACGAAUCAGUGAUUGUGAAUGAAAUUGCUCGUGUGCCCUUCGAAACUUUAGUAGCGACUAAAUCCGGAAACGAUGACUGCAAGACGCUUAUGAACAACCCUCAUGUGCUACAUAUGAUUGCUACUCGACCUAAAUACGACGUGGUGAUCGUGGAGUCGUAUAACAGUGACUGCGGAUUAGCGCUCGCUGCAAAUCUAAGUGCAACUUAUAUAGCUUUCAAUCCGCAACCUAUACAACCUUGGCAAUACAACAGGUUGGGUAUCACAUUCAACUCUGCGUGUGUAACCCAAGCUGGAUUGUCAUACGGCAAAGAACCUUGGUUCUUUGACCGCGUGAAGAGUUAUGUCUUAUAUCAUAUAUCAAACUGGGUAUACUAUGUCGGAUCGCAGGUUACUGAUCAUGUAUACUUGUAUAAAUAUCUAGGAGAUAAUUUACCAUCAUUGGAAAGCAUAGCGGUGAACGCAAGUCUUUUAUUAGUAAACACUCAUCAAUCUGUAUACGGUGGUUUUGUUAGACCUGAUAAUGUCAUUGAUGUGGGCGGGAUACAUAUCAGACCUCCCAAAGUUAUACCCACGGAAAUAGAAAGAUUUAUAAAUGAAGCCGAAUAUGGUGUUAUUUACGUAAACUUGGGUUCCACGGUAAAAGACUCCACUCUACCAAAAGAUAAAUUGAACGAACUCUUAUCAACAUUCGGGAAAUUACCACACAGGGUGCUUUGGAAAUGGGACGGCGCGGUCCCAGGGAACCUGCCAAGAAACGUUAUGACAAUGAGAUGGUUCCCGCAAUACGAUAUUUUAAGACACGAUAACGUUAAAUUGUUCAUAUCUCACGCGGGUAUUCUAAGCACAAUUGAAGCCAUCGAUGCCGGUAUACCAGUUCUUGCUAUACCCUUAUUUGGAGAUCAGUAUGGAAACGCGGCAGCUAUGCAGGAUGCUGGUGUAGCUACAAUAGUCUCCUAUCAAGACUUAAGGAAGGAAUACCUUUUGGAUGCCAUUAAUGAAGUGUUAGAUACAAAAUUCCAGAGUCGGGUGAAAUUGGUGUCUAGAUUAUGGCACGACCGUACUAUAUCACCGCUUGAAAGCGCCAUCUAUUGGACGGAGUAUGUAGCACGGUACCAAGGAGCACCGAAUCUCCAAGCGACAUCUACAAAGUUGCCCCUUUAUCAGCAGCUGCAGCUGGAUGUGCUAACAUUUAUUGCUCUUGUAGUUUAUAUUCUUUAUUAUGUAGUAAAAAAAAUAUUCUCUGUAUGUUGUUGUUGUUGCUGUAACAAUAGCGCAGAAUCUCAUACUGAAGUGAUUGAAGAAAGACGAUCUCGACGUGUUAAGUUUGAAUAAGGUAUUAUUUAUUAACUAGAUUUUUUAAUGUGAAAGCUUUAAAUAAUAUUAUAUUAAUGGAUUGUUUAUAAC